AUGGUACCAGGCUCGUCUUCGGCACUGAAAGCCUCGCGAGGCGUUACUUCGAAAGUACUCUCAUCGACAACGCAGGGAGCCUUGUCAGGUGAGACACUUUCGAAGUCGGGCGCUUAUCACCCCGUACAAGAGCAGCGUCCUUCAGCGCCAUCCAAAGGAGAUGAAAAGGGUGGUAAAGUCGACAGGAUUAAGGAGACAUCGCUGAAGCAGUCAGAAGCUCCAACCAAGCCACAAUCCAAUCAACGUGUCUCUACCACGCAGAAUUCCAUGGAAAGCAAACUCAACACGACCCCUAAACCUGCGUCGCAAGGCAUUUCUUCGGAGUCCCUGGUGGGCCACUCACAGCCCCAGCAACCAUCGCAGGCCGAUGGCGAUAGACUGACCACAUUUCCUCCAUUUGCCGUUGGUCCAAAAGACAAAGUCAAAAAGUUCUUAGAGUCGCAAGGGCUGGGUGAUUCCAGUGAUACGCCUCAGCAAAGCGCUAUUGACCACCUCAGAUCACGCCCUCCGACUCCGUGGCCGGGCGCUGCAGUAGAUCCGGAAUCUCUUCAAUCAGCUGAUGACGCCCGACCCCCAGUCCCAUCUCAUCAGUUGCCUCGUGUGUCAACGGCAAUAGACGAACUUUCAAAUGGGCCAUUACUUAAAUCGACCGUGAGCACAAAGCCUGAGGAGCUUAGCUUGAAAGACCUCGGAAUUUCACAACCUGACAUUCCCUUGCGUCCCUUGCCGCCCAUAUCUACUUCCCGAUUCAGCUUUCUGCCCAGGGAGGACGACAUCUCGAUUGUGGAUGAUCCGGCUCUAUUGACUCCAAUCACUGAGGUACCAAGUGAGCUUUCCCGGGCGAACUCACCGGUCGAUCCGUUGAUAGGGGUUUUGAAGCCUCGCCCAAUAGUUGAACAGCCUAAUCCUCCUGUCAAGAAACCUCCGGUCCAGAAGCCAGCCAAGAUGCCAGCCUCUCAUCAUGCUGCACCAGCAGCCCGUGAAGUUCCCAAGCCGCACCCACCACCGUCAUCCACAGUGUUAUCUUCCAUCCCAGACAGACCAGGGACCCCACAAGUGACGGUCGGCUUGCUGAAACCUAAGCAGAAAACGCCCGUAAGCUCAGCAAGCCCUCAGGCCAGACCAAAUCUAGCCUCUGCUAAAAAGCUCGAACGAAAACCAAGCAAACUCAACAUCGCUACCAGUAGCGGCGCAAUGGAGAAUGACAGUCGACGACAAUCUGAGACAAUAUCAGGAAAGCAAUCGGACAAUCCCAACGUAAACCCGCCGCAACAGCGUCUUUCAUCACCCUUUAACCCAUUAAAGACCAAUCAGCAGGCUUGGGACUUGGAGACAAUCGCGAGUGAAGACAGCUGGUUCCAGGAGAACGAGGAUAGUGAUGGAAGCGGCUCAGGAGAAAGUGGUCCUCGACGUACUCCUCCGGGUCCGGUGCGAGCCAGGUUGACGGUUGAGACGGUCGAAUGCACAUUCCAGCCGCCAGCUCAGACCCCGGAUCUAGAUCAGGCGCAGUAUGAUGGUAUGGGCCAGACAAGGAAUGAAUUCUUUCCACCCUGGGCGGUGGGAAGUCAGGCAUUAUCGGAGGGAGCGAGGGAUUUGAGGACAUGA
Messenger RNA from Aspergillus pseudotamarii, 1605 nucleotides. RefSeq lists its product as uncharacterized. The coding region runs from base 1 to 1605 and encodes 534 amino acids. The transcript has a single exon. Lineage: Eukaryota; Fungi; Ascomycota; Eurotiomycetes; Eurotiales; Aspergillaceae. The record is from RefSeq and is a predicted model, not a curated record.